This is a messenger RNA of Ctenopharyngodon idella (grass carp), 3994 nucleotides long. It is a transcript of the gene asah2, whose product is annotated as N-acylsphingosine amidohydrolase 2. The record is from RefSeq and is a predicted model, not a curated record. Gene Ontology annotation, molecular function: N-acylsphingosine amidohydrolase activity. Bases 145 to 2376 code for a protein of 743 amino acids. Gene Ontology annotation, cellular component: extracellular region. The transcript has 21 exons. Lineage: Eukaryota; Metazoa; Chordata; Actinopteri; Cypriniformes; Xenocyprididae. Gene Ontology annotation, biological process: long-chain fatty acid biosynthetic process; sphingosine biosynthetic process; ceramide catabolic process.
AUUAAACACGUCUAUAAACGAUGGAGAGAACACCACCUUUGUUCGCUAUACACACUAUAAGUGUGCACUUUUUCCACACUUGGUUCAUUUGUUUCCUCUGCACAAUAUCUACAACAUUUACUGAGUUUGGACCCAGAGUAACACAUGAUGGCACGUAAGAGUGUGCGCUGUCAUCUCAAUGGUCUGGAGAUCUCGCUCAUAGCUCUCUUUCUACUGAUGACAGCAGUGUCAGUGGGGCUUAUUGUGGUCUUGGCCCUCAAAUUGGAUUCGGAAAAACAAGUGACACCAGAGGAACCAAACCCCACAGUAAAUCCUUCAGAGAACCCGUAUCUGAUCGGUGUGGGUCGCGCAGACUGCACCGGGCCUGUGGCUGAUUUGCCUAUGAUGGGUUAUGCCAAUACUGAGCAGACGGCGAGAGGGAUCCACACACGUCUGUUCAGUAGAGCCUUCAUUGUGGAUGAUGGCAGUAAAAGAGUGGUGUUCGUGACUGCAGACAUCGGCAUGGUCUCUCAGAGACUGAGACUAGAGGUUCUUCAAGAGCUAAAGGCGAAAUACGGAGAUCUGUACAGACAGGACAAUGUGGUCAUGAGUGGCACGCACACACAUUCAGGCGUGGGUGGCUAUUUCCAGUACACACUCUUUAUGAUCACCAGUAAAGGCUAUAUUAAGCCGUCUAUACAAGCCAUCGUCAGUGGAAUAGUCAGGAGUAUUGAUAUAGCUCAUAGGAAUUUGAGACCUGGGCGAAUUUUCAUAAAUAAAGGACAACUAGUCGACAGCAACUUGAACAGAAGCCCACAUUCAUACUUGAACAACCCUGAGGAGGAGAGAAACAGAUAUGAAUUCAACACAGACAAGCAGAUUGUCAUCAUGAAAUUCACAGAUCUGGAUGGGGAUGGUAUGGGGUUGCUCAGCUGGUUUGCUGUCCAUCCCGUCAGUAUGAAUAACACCAAUCGCAUGGUGAGCUCGGACAACCUCGGCUACGCCUCCUAUGCCUUCGAGCAGGAGAAAAACAUUGGCUUUCUACCCGGUGAGGGUCCUUUUGUUGCCGGCUUUUCUUCCAGUAAUCUUGGAGAUUCAUCUCCCAACAUUCGUGGCCCUGUCUGUGUGAACACAGGAGAGAAGUGUGACUACCUUAACAGCUCCUGUCCCGUUGGUGGCAAAAAAGCUUGCAUAGCUUUUGGACCGGGUGAGGACAUGUAUGAAAGCACCAGGAUCAUAGGAGAGAAUAUGUAUAAAAAAGCAAAGGAGCUGUACAGCAGUGCAAAGCAGGAGUUGCACGGGCCGGUUUACGGCGCACAUCAGUGGGUCAACAUGACCGAUGAGACUGUCCCAUUAAACUCCACUCAUACAGGACGGACGUGUAAACCUGCUCUGGGUCACAGUUUUGCCGCUGGUACAACUGAUGGAGGAGGCGAAUUCAACUUCAUACAAGGGGAUACAGAUGGAGACCCCUUCUGGGAUGGCAUAAGAGAUGCGCUUGUGGGACCACCGUCCAACGAGACCACAGAUUGUCAUCGGCCUAAACCAAUCCUCUUCAGCACUGGGGAGAUGAACUCACCCCUCCCUUGGCAUCCAGCCAUUGUAGACGUUCAGAUCAUCACUAUUGGCUCUUUAGUCAUAGUUGCAGUCCCAGGAGAAUUUACAACCAUGUCAGGGAGAAGGAUACGGGAGGCAGUCAAAAAGGAGUUGGAGGUGCAAGAGUCUUUCAGUAAUGCAGAGGUGGUCGUCGCUGGUCUCUGCAACAUCUACACCCACUACAUCACUACAUACGAAGAGUAUCAGAUCCAGCGAUAUGAGGGCGCAUCCACCAUUUAUGGCCCUCACACUCUCUCGGCUUAUAUCCAGCGCUACAGAGGACUGGCCAAAGCUAUUGCUCAUGGAACAAUAGCAGAGUUGCCAAAGGGUCCCGAACCCCCUUUCUUCGAUGAAGACAAACUUUUUAAUCAAGUGAAGGACCCCGUGGCAGAUGUAGCACCAGUUAACACCACCUUUGGUGAUGUCUUAGAGCAAGUUAACCCUGUCUAUAAAGUGGGAGAAAUCGCAUCCGUUACAUUUGUUGCUGGAAACCCAAGACACUCUGGAGAUAUUAGAGAUACGACAUUUGUCACAGUGGAGCUGUUUCACAACAACACCAACACAUGGGAAAUAGUUCACACGGAUGCAUCAUGGGAAACAAGGUUUCACUGGGAAAAAGGACUUGUCGGCCGGAGUCGGUCAAAAGUGGAGUGGCACAUCCCGCUCACAGCGCAGACAGGAACCUACCGGAUUCAACACUUUGGACACUACAAACAAUCCGUGGAUAACGGCACCAUCAUCCAACCAUAUGUGGGCACUUCUGAUGAUUUCAAAGUCACCAGAAGUUUUUAUUACUUUUGAUCAGUGUAUCACUGAAGAAGAAUAUUAGACGCUGUAGAAAUAUUAGCUGUUCAGUGCUCAGUUAACAGGUAUCAAUCUGUAAACUAAUGUUGUUGGCUAAGGUAAACUUUCAUAUGCAACAAGAGUAUAUGUCAAAUGCACAAACAUUGACAUUUCUGCCUUUUUAUUUCUAAGGUGAAAUAGUUGUUAAGGUAAAGUAGUCUAAAGUAAAGUUGUCUAUCUGUUCCAGUCCUAUCUUCUGAUUGGCCUCUACUGCUAAAAUACACAAUAUACAAUAUUCACAAUACUGUAGAGCACACAUAGAGGCAAACUAUUAAAGUUAUGUAAGUAAGUCUUCUGAAUGUAUUUAAUAAAUCAUGUAGGCCUAUAAAUUUGAAUUUGUGGCCUAUUAUUUUAAUUAUGCAGCAUUGUUUUGUAAAAGUAGCAAGCACCUUGCAAGCGGAGAACAAAAUGGCUCAGUAUAACGAAAAGAAAAAAAGAAAAAAAAAAGGUGUUUUGAAGAAUAACCAGUCUUAUUAUUAUUAUUAUUAUUAUUAUUAUUAUUAUUAAGUCUAAUGGGUUUGGAAUGACAUGGGGUGAGUAAAUGAUGAAGAAUUCUAAUUUUUGUGAACUAUCCCUUUAAGAAAUAAUGUGGUUUUUUGAUUCAUCUAACAUCUAGACUACUUAAAAUAGCUUUUAAAAAGUGUUUUAAUACAUGGUGGUAUUAAAACACUUUUUAAUGUUUUAAUUUCGCCAUGUUGAAAUAACGUGACCUGCAGUGUUUCACUAAACGUUGGAGAGGGUCCUCAUGCUCAUUGGCCAGUUAUACUAUUGCAUUGGCCGCCUCCUCUGUAGAUACAAUUUUAGCGUUUGUUUGGUGACGUGAAGAGCAAAAAUAGGGUAUGGGACACAGUUAUUAUCGUGCUUCAUCAGCGGAGACAACGGGAGGAUCACAAAAAGCGACAAAACACGAACGUAAACAUCGUUACGUUCGCGUUACACAAGGUGGAAAUAUUUGAUGGAGUAGUGAUGCCCAAGUUGCAGCUUUUUGUUGGACAGGUAAGGGGGUUAAUUGUUGUGUUUUCUUCUUUCUAAAACUCGCUAGUCAGUGUAAUUUACAUAAAAAAACAGAAUAUGUUCCUGAAGCGUUGGUCAGAGCAGCGUCAAAUACCAUUGUGGUAUCGGAACAGCGAUGCUAACGCUAGCUAUAAAAACACUAGCCUACUGAAUGACCCUUUGACAAAUGUGCAGCCUGUACAUGAUAUGUUAAAAAAUGUGUUGUAGGAUUUCAUGACACUUCAAAACCUGUCACAAACAACACACACACACACACACACACAACAACAGUAGAUGUUUAGAAGUGAAUUUGGUUUAUUUGAUGGUUAGUUGAUUUACUGGAAUUAUAAUUUCACAACUCUCUUACUCUGUAGCACUAUGAAGCUCUCAGCUUAUUUUUUCCUGACGAUGCCUGUCCAAUUCUCCCUCCAGUUUGCUGAGACAAUAAAUUAUUUCAAACAGUCUAUGAUCGAAAAACAAAGUUCAUAUAAACAGAGUUGGAAUUCAGGUAUAAAAAUAAGUUCUAAGUGCUACACAAACUUUAAUACUGUCACCUGUAAGGCAUCUUUAUAUUUAACAAAAA